AUCUUGACUAUUUCCAUUUUGAAUGCAAUUAAUGCCAGGAAAGAGUGCCUAAUUGUUGGAGUUUUCAAAUUUCAGUUCGCACAGACCGAGGCAACAAAACCCAAAGGCGAAUUCGGCAGGCGUGUAUUUUACGAAAAAGUUAAUUGUUUUAAGAAGAAGACGCCGGCAUUGCAAAAAUGUCCAAAACAGACGCCGCUGCUGUGGAGGCCACUGAGGAGAACUCGAAUGAGACAACCUCAGAUGCGGCCACCAGUUCUUCGGGCGAGAAGGAGGCGGAGUUCGACAAUAAAAUAGAGGCAGAUCGCAGCAGACGCUUCGAUUUCUUGCUCAAGCAGACUGAGAUCUUUACACAUUUUAUGACCAACAGCACCAAGAGCCCGACAAAGCCCAAAGGCAGGCCGAAGAAGAACAAAGACAAGGAUAAGGAAAAGGAUAUUGCUGACCAUCGUCACCGCAAGACGGAACAGGAAGAAGAUGAGGAGCUGCUCGCGGAGGACUCUGCGACCAAAGAGAUUUUCCGCUUUGAUGCUUCGCCCACCUACAUUAAGUCGGGUGAAAUGCGUGACUAUCAGAUCCGUGGUCUUAAUUGGAUGAUUUCGCUAUAUGAAAAUGGCAUUAAUGGUAUUUUGGCCGACGAAAUGGGUCUGGGAAAGACCUUACAAACUAUUUCCCUGCUGGGAUACCUGAAGCAUUUCAAAAACCAAGCAGGUCCACACAUCGUCAUAGUGCCCAAGUCUACUCUACAGAACUGGGUGAACGAGUUCAAAAAAUGGUGCCCUUCGCUUAGGGCCGUCUGCCUGAUCGGUGAUCAAGAGGCCCGUAACACCUUCAUCCGCGACGUGUUGAUGCCCGGCGAAUGGGAUGUGUGUGUCACUUCGUACGAGAUGUGUAUCCGAGAGAAGUCGGUGUUUAAGAAGUUCAACUGGCGGUAUUUGGUUAUUGACGAGGCCCAUCGUAUCAAAAACGAGAAGUCCAAGCUGUCUGAGAUUCUGCGAGAGUUCAAGACCGCCAACCGUCUGCUCAUCACGGGCACGCCGCUGCAGAACAAUCUCCACGAGCUGUGGGCUCUGCUCAAUUUCCUCUUGCCCGAUGUUUUCAACUCUUCGGAAGAUUUCGAUGAGUGGUUCAACACCAACACUUGCUUGGGAGACGAUGCGCUAAUCACGCGACUUCAUGCUGUCUUGAAGCCUUUCUUGCUGCGUCGUCUUAAGGCCGAGGUGGAGAAGCGACUAAAACCCAAAAAGGAAAUGAAAAUAUUUGUGGGUCUUUCGAAGAUGCAGCGUGACUGGUAUACCAAGGUACUGCUCAAGGAUAUUGAUAUUGUUAACGGAGCAGGAAAGGUGGAGAAAAUGCGAUUGCAGAACAUCCUCAUGCAGCUGCGAAAGUGUACCAAUCACCCCUAUCUGUUCGAUGGUGCUGAGCCAGGACCACCAUACACCACCGACACACAUUUGAUCUACAACUCUGGCAAGAUGGCCAUUCUUGACAAGCUUCUGCCCAAGCUGCAGGAGCAGGGUUCUCGUGUGCUUAUUUUCUCGCAGAUGACGCGCAUGUUGGACAUUUUGGAGGAUUACUGUCACUGGCGUGGCUAUAACUACUGUCGCCUGGACGGUCAGACCCCACACGAGGAUCGUAACCGUCAGAUCCAGGAGUACAAUAUGGACAAUAGCGCAAAGUUCAUCUUCAUGUUGUCCACUCGAGCUGGUGGAUUGGGUAUUAACUUGGCCACCGCCGACGUGGUCAUCAUUUACGAUUCGGACUGGAAUCCCCAGAUGGAUUUACAGGCCAUGGAUCGUGCUCAUCGUAUCGGACAAAAGAAGCAGGUUCGCGUUUUCCGCCUCAUCACCGAGAGCACGGUGGAGGAGAAGAUUGUGGAGCGAGCUGAGGUGAAGCUGCGUCUUGACAAGAUGGUCAUCCAGGGCGGUCGGUUGGUCGACAACCGCUCCAACCAACUGAACAAAGAUGAAAUGCUGAACAUCAUUCGUUUUGGAGCCAAUCAAGUCUUCAGCUCGAAGGACACAGACAUUACUGACGAGGACAUCGAUGUGAUCCUGGAGCGCGGUGAAGCCAAGACGAACGAACAAAAGGCUCAAUUGGAUAGCCUAGGCGAGAGCUCCUUGCGUACCUUCACCAUGGACACAAAUGGAGAGGCAGGUACCUCCUCAGUUUACCAGUUCGAGGGCGAGGAUUGGCGGGAGAAGCAGAAAAUGAAUGCCCUGGGCAAUUGGAUCGAGCCACCGAAGCGAGAGCGCAAGGCCAACUACGCUGUGGAUGCUUACUUCCGAGAGGCACUACGCGUAUCCGAGCCAAAAGCACCGAAGGCUCCCCGGCCACCCAAACAGCCCAUCGUCCAGGACUUCCAGUUCUUCCCGCCGCGUCUGUUCGAGCUGCUCGACCAGGAGAUCUACUACUUCCGCAAGACUGUCGGUUACAAAGUGCCCAAAAAUCCGGAAUUGGGUUCUGAAGCCACCAAGGUGCAGCGCGAGGAGCAACGAAAGAUCGACGAGGCCGAACCGCUAAGCGAGGACGAGAUCCUAGAGAAGGAGAACCUGCUAUCUCAAGGUUUUACUGCAUGGACAAAACGUGACUUUAACCAAUUUAUAAAGGCCAAUGAGAAGUAUGGCCGCGAUGAUAUUGACAACAUUGCCAAGGACGUGGAGGGCAAGACACCCGAGGAGGUUAUUGAGUACAAUGCCGUGUUCUGGGAGCGCUGUACUGAAUUGCAGGACAUUGAGCGCAUCAUGGGACAAAUUGAAAGGGGAGAGGGCAAGAUCCAGCGACGACUUUCCAUAAAAAAGGCAUUGGACCAAAAGAUGUCACGGUAUCGAGCUCCCUUCCAUCAGCUGCGCUUGCAAUACGGCAACAAUAAGGGCAAGAACUACACAGAAAUCGAGGAUCGUUUUCUGGUUUGCAUGCUACACAAGCUGGGCUUUGACAAGGAGAACGUCUACGAGGAACUGAGAGCUGCCAUCCGAGCAUCGCCCCAAUUCCUUUUUGAUUGGUUCAUUAAAUCCCGCACCGCCCUGGAGCUUCAACGCCGUUGCAACACUCUGAUCACUCUGAUCGAGCGCGAAAACAUCGAACUGGAGGAGAAGGAGCGCGCUGAGAAAAAGAAGAAGGCUCCUAAAGGCAGUGUAUCCGCGGGCAGUGGAAGCGGAAGCUCAAAUACUCCAGCACCUGCUCCUCAGCCCAAGGCCAGCCAGAAGCGCAAGAGCGAAGUGGUGGCCACCAGUUCCAACUCAAAGAAGAAGAAGAAGUAGAGUGGGGAACACUGACACCCAUUGAGUUUUGGCUCUUCAAUCAGCAUUAGGCAGUUACAUAGUUAAGACAAGCGAUUACUUAAACAUAUUUCACUCGACGUAGUUGAUAGUUCACAUCGGAAGCGAAUGCGAAUCCAUCUCUCUAUCUUUAUAAUAAUCCCUAGCGAUCUUAAACAAACACACAUAAUUAUUUUAUAAUAUUGCGUGCCGCUGUAAUUCUAUUCCACUUAAUUGUAUUUUUUGCUUAAGUUCUUAACUAUUAUAUUUAUGUAUUGCAACACAGUA
Molecule: messenger RNA, 3545 nt
Organism: Drosophila bipectinata
Lineage: Eukaryota; Metazoa; Arthropoda; Insecta; Diptera; Drosophilidae
Gene: Iswi
Product: Imitation SWI
Biological process (GO): regulation of transcription by RNA polymerase II; nucleosome organization
Cellular component (GO): nucleus; chromatin
Molecular function (GO): DNA binding; ATP binding; ATP-dependent chromatin remodeler activity
Source: RefSeq, a predicted model, not a curated record